Molecule: messenger RNA, 519 nt
Organism: Carassius gibelio (silver crucian carp)
Lineage: Eukaryota; Metazoa; Chordata; Actinopteri; Cypriniformes; Cyprinidae
Product: histone H2B
Exons: 1
Coding region: 26-400 (124 amino acids)
Cellular component (GO): nucleosome
Molecular function (GO): structural constituent of chromatin; DNA binding; protein heterodimerization activity
Source: RefSeq, a predicted model, not a curated record
AUUGUGUUCUUUCGACACUCGCAUCAUGCCUGAACCAGCGAAGUCUGCUCCCAAGAAGGGCUCCAAGAAAGCCGUCACUAAGACCGCGGCUAAAGGAGGAAAGAAGCGCAGAAAGUCCAGGAAGGAGAGCUAUGCUAUCUACGUGUACAAAGUACUGAAGCAAGUCCACCCUGACACCGGGAUCUCUUCCAAGGCGAUGGGGAUCAUGAACUCUUUCGUCAACGACAUCUUCGAGCGCAUCGCCGGUGAGUCGUCUCGUCUCGCUCACUACAACAAGCGCUCCACCAUCACCUCGAGAGAGAUCCAGACCGCCGUGCGUCUGCUGCUGCCCGGAGAGCUGGCCAAACACGCCGUGUCUGAGGGCACCAAGGCCGUCACCAAGUACACCAGCUCCAAGUGAAGUGUGAUCUGACUCCGACAACCCCAACGGCUCUUUUAAGAGCCACCCAUGUUUUCAGUUAAAGAGCUUUAUGUAGUUAUUUGUGGUGGGUUAAGUCAAUAAACCCAGAACUACACUUA